This is a messenger RNA of Aspergillus alliaceus, 1038 nucleotides long. RefSeq names its product isocitrate lyase/PEP mutase family protein. The record is from RefSeq and is a predicted model, not a curated record. NCBI's taxonomy places the organism in Eukaryota, Fungi, Ascomycota, Eurotiomycetes, Eurotiales, Aspergillaceae. The transcript has 3 exons. Gene Ontology annotation, molecular function: catalytic activity. Bases 1 to 1038 code for a protein of 345 amino acids.
AUGUCCCCCAAACAAACAACCCCGUACCCUUUCCAAUUCACCAGCGGCCCACCACCUCCAACCCAAACCAAAGGCGAUGCAAAAGACAUAACCCUCCACCUCAAAAACGUCCGCGGCAAGAUCCCCUCCGCCCAAGCCUCCUACCUCCGCACCAUGAUGCGAGAAGCGCAUUCCGACCCGACCAAAAUCAUCGCCCACGCUUGUACCUACGACGGCCUGUCUUCCCGUCUAGUCGAAGAAGCCGGGUUCCCUAUUGUCUUCCUGGCGGGCUACGCCGUGGCCAGUUCCUACGGACUGCCGGAUACGGGAUACAUCGCCAUGGCAGAGAUGUGCGAUAAGAUCCAGGAGGCGGUGCGCAUGACUACCAUCCCUGUUAUGGCGGACGGUGAUACAGGGUACGGGAGUCCGAUGAAUGUAAAGCGGACUGUGGAGUCCUUUGCUGCCGCCGGGGCGGCAGGGGUAAUGAUAGAGGAUCAGACGUGGCCGAAACGAUGCGGCCACACGAAAGGCAAAUCGGUCGUCUCACGCGGCGAAGCCUACGCUCGCAUCCGAGCGGCCGUUGACGCGCGCAACCAAGGCCGCGACAUCUUCAUUCUGGCACGCACCGACGCCCUUAUCCUCGGGUGGGAAGAGGCCAUGACCCGUGCGCAAGAGUUCAAGCGGAUCGGUGUGGAUGCCGUGUUUGUUGAGGCCCUGCCAGACCGUGAGUCAAUGCGGAGAUGUGUCGAAGAGUUGCAGCUGCCUGUCUUUGCGAACAUCAUUGAGGGCGGGUUGACGGAGAAUCUGUCGGCGCAGGAUUUGGCCGAGUUAGGGUUUGCGGCUGUUGCGUAUCCGUGGACGCUUGUGGCGGCGAAGUUGAAGUGUAUUCGGGAUGCGUUGGAAGGGCUCAAGAGGAGCAUGACCUCUGGGGCUCCGCCGAUGAUUCUGGGGUAUGCGGAGGUUUGUGAGGGAGUUGGGUUUAAUAAGUAUUGGGAUCAAGAGGUGAAAUACGAAUAUAAGGAGGAUGGGUUGGUGGGGGGUAGAAAUGGAUGUGCGUAG